UGGCGGCUCUCUCAACAAUAUAGGGAUUUUAAAGCGAAAACAAUGGCUUUAACCUUCCGGAGAGUCGCGUUACCGUCUCGACUAACCACCGGAAUGAUGUCUGCAUCGUUUUAGCUCGUCAGAUUUGCCUAACGACGGCCUUAGAGACGUCCCUUCGUCUGUUAGGGACUCAGUGUUUUUCUUGUUCGCCUCCCGGGCCUGAAGUAGCGGCGGGGUUGCUACUCUCGGAUGAGCGGGCUGUGAGGCUUCAAAAGAGGUGGGGGGGAUCUUAAUUUAGACGAUAAACAAGUCGACUGAGGUGCACAAGGCGAAUGCGAGGGAUAAAUCUUUACAAAUGAGCGCUGAAGGACGCAAAAAGACGCAGAGUUUGACUCCCUAACUUGGUGUUUUUUUUUUUUUUUUUCCUCCUCGCUGCUUUUUAGCAUUAGCGUCAACUUGCCGUAGCCACCGCGAGAAGGCAAAGUAAACCAACAUCGGUUAUCCAACGCAAGUUGUAGGAUGGAUCCAGACGGUGGGGCAGAUUCACAAAAGGCUGUCAGUCUGCAGUGGAAGAGCUACAAACUCGUCCAGGACCCAACUAUCCGGAGGGUCACACAGAAAAUCUACAGAUACGAUGGAGUUCAUUUCAGUGUGCCGGACUCUGGUUUUCCUCCUGUGGGCGAACUGCGGGACCCAAGGCCCCGGAGACUGUGGUCCAGGUAUACAGAACUGUCCAUGCCAGUGCCGAAGUUUAAGCUUGAUGAGUUCUAUGUGGGUCCCAUUCCCCUCAAGGAGGUGACCUUUGCUAGACUCAAUGACAACAUCAAGGAGCCCUUCUUGGCAGAAAUGUGUGCCAAGUUUGGCGAGGUGGAGGAGAUGGAGAUCCUUUUUCACCCCAAGACCAGGAAGCACUUGGGUCUGGCCAGGGUGUUAUUCACUAGCACCAGAGGAGCCAAAGACACAGUCAAGCAUCUGCACAAUACUUCUGUCAUGGGUAACAUCAUUCAUGCUCAACUGGAUAUAAAAGGCCAGCAGAGGCAGAAGUAUUAUGACCUAAUCGUAAAUGGGUCCUACACUCCUCAGACAGUGCCCCUCGGAGGCAAGGCUUUGACAGACAGGGUCCAGCCUCAGGCCCCAACACAGCCACAGCCACAGCCACAGCCUGACACGUCAACAGAAAUGAAGCGGAGGAUCUCCAGUGAGUUUGCAGUUUUGGCAGCAGGGGUCCAGGCCCUCACAACAGGAAGCAUCACUCCUGGCUCUGCAGAUACUGGCUUCAGUGAUCAGCGUCUGGACACAACCCCCUCUUCCAUGGCAGGCUCCUCUGCAUCGUCUCAGGGCGGAGGAACGCCUUACAGCUCCAGAUCUGGGACUCCUUUCUCACAAGACGCGGGUUACACCGGCAACAGGCAUACUGGCUACAACGCUGGCACUUUAGGCAGCGGCUACCCUCCCCAGGACAUGCUACCUUCCUCCUCCUCAUCUUCUGCGGUCUCAUCUACUGUCGGAGGAUACAAAGUGUCUCGCUACUCUGAGGAUGCACAGGAACCUUCAGUGUAUCAUCGAGGUCGCCCUAUGUACCCCCCAAACACGUCAUACCGUCCCAACGAGCCGCCGUGCUACCCCCCGUACCCCAAUGUUGGAGGGCCUGGACCACACAUCGGGCACCACUCCUCAAUGCCUCCGCCACCUCUUGCCACCCAAUAUGAUCAGCCCCCAAUGUCAGACAGGGACCGGGACCGCGAUAGAGACUCAGGGGGCCGCUACGGGGCGGGGGGGAUUGGCGCCAGGAGGUCAUCUUACCACCACCAGCAAGACACAAACUCUUCCUCAAAGUACCAUUCCCAUCACUCCCAUCACCACUCGGAACGCAGGGACGACAGGGGGUACCGGCGAGACAGCCUGGGCUCCCGAUCUGGUGACCACAGCCACCAGAGACACCGCAACCACCACCAUUCUCACAACCACCAUGGCAGCAGCAGCCGCAGAAGGAGCAGCCAUGACCGGGACAGGGACCGAGACAGAGACCGAGACAGGGACAGUGACUACUCCAACAGCUCUGACCCCAGAUACAAUUCCAACUCUUACCGCUCUUCCUCUAACAGCAUGUCUCCUCCCCCCUCAUCUUACUCCGCAUACUCCUCCUCCAAAGAGCCUGCCCCAGCCCCUCCUCAGGGAUUAGAUGUUUCUACCCGUCUAGGGGGCACAAGCCUCGCAGAGAGGGGCUCUCUGCCUUCGGUAGGCGCUGACAAAGAUUACCAUGCUGGUCACCACAGCGCUCUGCCUCCACCUCCCCCACCGCCACCUCCUCUCCCGCCAGCCUCAGUCAUCGCAGCAGCUGUAGCUGAGACACUGGGAACACUGGACUUCAACCAGGACAGUCCAGCACGCGAAGAGCAAUGGACAAAACCCAAACGCCGUCCCAGCACCCCACCCGCACCACCAAAGACGCCCCCGCCUUCCUCUCCACCCCACCCCACCAUUGCCUCCUCCUCGACCUCCCCUUCUUCUACCUCCCUCCCCCACCAUCUGUCUUCCUCCCCUCCAGUCCCGCCCCUCAACCGUGACUCUUCCUCGCCCAGAGCAGAUUCCACCACAUGAGACCGUUUACCGUUCGUUCACACACAGCGAAGCCUUGACUCCUCGUAUUGAAUGCUCCUGAAAGAACAGACCAAGUUUUCUUUCCUGGCCUCUGAUGAGGAAGAUGAGGACGAUAGGAAAGAAGAUAAGCAGAGGGCAUACGCUGGGAGAUGGGAGGAGAACGAGAGAGGUGGGUCAGGCGGACGUAACGGGGGAGCACACAAGUGGAAUCAGGUAGGGACACAGGGGAGACACGGACCAACAGGAGAAAAGGAAAGAGCAGAGAUGGCACAGAGAAGGAAACGGGGAAAGGGGGAGAAUGGUCGGAAGAGUCCCACUGUACGUACAGCAACAACCAUCCUCUUCCAAUACUCCCACACCAUCCUGCCCCCAGAGGAGCCCCAGCCCCAGGUUGGCCUCACUGGGGCUGGAGCUUUGGCAUGGAGAAUCUUUACAGGCCGUGGUCACUAAACAAGGAGCAGAACGAGACACACACACCACCUUAACAAUGGAGCAGAGUCAUGGAAGAGUCAGGAGCUGGUACCAAAAAGCUCAGGCUUCAUUUCGGGGGAAGACAUGGAGAUCUCAGACGAGGAGGAGGAGGAGACUGCCAUAACAACGGUGACCACCCACCAGCCCUCAGUCACCUCAGGUUCCUCACCCUCUUCAUCCCAGGCGCCUGCCUCCCAAACAACAGACCCCUCUUCUUCACCCCCACCCAUCUCGACUCUGCACAGCACUCUUGGCACCUCCAUGCACCCUCCAAUACCUUCCUACCCUCCUCAUUUGCCUCCUCCACCUCCCCCUGGUUACUUGCAGCCGCCUCCCCCCGGGAUCCCUCCCUUGCCCCACAUGGAACUGCACCCCGAGUAUCCUCCUCCCAUGCCCCACCACAUGUAAUGACUAUGCCACCUCUAUGGAGCUGUGAACCAGUAAAGCGGUGCUCCCAUGUCCUUCCAAAUCAGACCCACAUCUAAUCGUCUACACCAGCUGCGCUUGUCGUCCGCCAACGGACCCGGCCCGGGUGAGGCAGACAACUGCAGAUUACGCCUCUACCAUCUCCACUCCAUGCGCGCACCCCAGCACAGCUCCUACCAUCUCCACUCCAUGCCGCCACCCCACACACACCACCCCUACAUGGACCAAGAGGGGAACGGGGCGGGCUCUCAUUAUGACCAGGACCACCGCUACAUGCCCCCCCACAUGCCCUACCCUUACCCCGACCCGCACGGCACUCAGAUCCCACCCCCUCCACACCACGGCAUCCCGCCUCCCCAUACUGGCUGGCCCCCACACGUCUUACCGCCACACUACCCCUCUUACAUGCCCCCGCCUGGCUAUGGCACCAUGCUGCCCGGGGAUGGGGACGAGUACAGGGCUCCAGGGGAGGAGAUGCCCAUGCUUGCAGAAAAUCCGCAUGAAGCCACGGUGCAGAUGGUCCUGGCCACUCUGAUCCAGGAAAUGAAAAACAUCAUGCAGAGGGACCUGAACCGCAAAAUGGUGGAGAACGUUGCCUUUGCAACUUUUGACGAGUGGUGGGAGAGGAAAGAGACCAAGGCCAAGCCCUUCCAGACAAUGGUUAGGGGGGUGUCUGCCUUACGGGAUGAGGAGAAAAAAGAAGAAAAGGUCAACCGUCCUCGGGAGCCUCUCAUGUCUCUUGUUGAUUGGGCAAAGAGUGGUGGCGUGGAAGGAUUUUCUCUCCGAGGAGCGCUACGGUUGCCUUCCUUUAAGGUAAAGAGGAAAGGACCUCAGGAAUUUGAAGAGGGAGACAUGAAAAGGCCGCGACCGUCAACCCCACCAGACGAGGAUGAUGAAGCUGCUGAAGGGAGAAGGCCAGAGGCAGACAGGCAUGGAGCAGAAAGGGACAACAAGAGGAGGAAAAAGAAGCCAAGAACUCGUAAACCUUGGGAGCUUGGCAGUGAGGGAGAGGAAACAUCGGAUGGAUCCUCAACUGAAAAGGAGGAUGAGGAGGAAAGUGAAAAGGAGUCUGAUGAUGAUGCCCUUAGUGUGGACAGUGAUGAUGAAAGCCUCUCCUCGUCCUCUGAGGGUUCUUCCUCUUCGGCAUCUUCAUCCUCAUCUUCGUCUGAAGAUGAGGAUGAAGAGGAAGGAGAGAGGGCUGAUAGUGACGGGCCAGACAGCAUGGACGAGUCAACAAUGGACAGCACAACUGAGAAGGAGGAUGAGAGGCAAAAUAACGCAGCUGCUGUUCCAAAGACAGAAGUCAAAACAGGUGAAUUCAAGGACAGCAAGGCAGAUACAACGCCAGCAACUACCAAGCGUCCUCCAUCCCCCCCAUACCCACGUCCUUCGUCCCCUAUUGUUCUUGUGCCACCUCUCAAGAAACGCAGGAAGACUGUCUCGUUCUCCACAGGCGAGAACGAUAGCAAAACGCAGCUGCCACCUGCCCCGCUAUCUCCAUCUCCCUCACAAGUGGCGGGUGAAUCACUCCUCCUCUCCCCCGGCAGGCCUACAGACUCCCCUGUCACUGCUGCCCCAUCUCCCUCAGCUCGUCCCACUCAGGGCAUCCAACUGCUUCCCUUUGCCUCCAAACCAGGUGAAGGCAAUGCCCUCAUCGUGCCCCCAUCUGGACGAACCCAAGAUUCUGAUGAGCCCAAAAAGGGACCACCUGUUUCUCCUCAGACCACCCCUGUCAAAUCCCCUGGAAAACGGGGUACAGGAAAAGACUCCCCCAAAUCUCCUGCCCCUCCUGUUAUGGUGUGCCGCACUGUGCAGAACCUGCCAUUGGACCACGCCUCUAUGUGCAGGAUGGCCUUUGAGGAGGCCCCUCCUCCACCUCCCGUCAACAAACGGUCCCGAGGCAGGCCUCGGACAACCAGCCUGUCAGCUUCUUCCUGUCACUCACUCAGAGAGGAAGAUGAUGAGGAAGAAACUGGUCAGAGGUUGAGACUCAGAGAGCAGCUGGGGGCAUCGAGCCUCCUCCAGCUGGCUUCCGCCUCGACCACUGACCUAUCUGUGUUGGCUGAUGUAGCCCUGAAAAUGGACCCUGAUGCUGGGGACUCAGAGGAGACAGAGACAUCUGAUGAGGCUGAGGAGCAGAAGAUGGAAGAGGAUCUCUUCUCCCCAGAGUCACUGGCCCUGGUUAUUAGUGCAGAGGGUGUAAUUGUCCUUUUGGAGCACAACUACUGCAAACCCCCUGUUGUCCCAGUAGCACCCAGUACCAAAAGGACUUCCAAACAAGACUCCUCUGUCUUGCUCCCAGCAGACCUCAACACUAUUUCUGGGGUGCUCGAAGCACCAGAGGAGGUCAUUGGAGAGGCGCUACCAUCCAGGGGAGAUCCAGGCGAAUACUUAAAUGCUAUGGGAGUGCUUUGUGACUCUGAGGAUGUGGGCCAGGCGGCAGCUCUACCUCCAUCAUCAAAGAAGAUCCUGGUUGGCAAGGGUCUCGAACUUGAAAUGGACAAGAGCAAAAAGCGGAGAAGAAAAGACAAAGAAAACCUUGAGGUUCAUCACACAAAAAAACAGAAGGAGCAGCCAGGCAAAAAACAGGGGAAACGGAAACUAGAGGACUCAGACUUUGAGGAAGAUGUGGACGUGGAGGAGCUCGAGUCUGGAGAGCUGUCCAGCUCAGACACAGAGGACGAUAUGGUUGAGGAGGUGAGGAAGAGCGAGCGCCUCUUUCUGCAGGAGGCAGGGGUAACGUCGUGCCAGCGCUGGCCAAAACCUGUCCCAGCACCCGAGCCAGCAUCCAUGAAGUUUGACAACCGCAGCGAGUUCGAGCAGAUGACCAUCCUGUAUGACAUCUGGAACUCCGGUCUGGACGGCGAAGACUUGAUGUUACUGAAGAAGACCUAUGAGAAGCUACUACAGGACGACCACAGCUCUGACUGGCUUAAUGAUACUCACUGGGUCAGCCACACUAUAACCAAUUUGCCGAACCCCCGGCGUAAGAAGAAGAACGCAGGUGGGCAGCUUCGUGAGCAUGUGACCGGUAGUGCCAGGAGUGAGGGCUACUACGCCAUUAGCCGCAAGGAGAAGGACGUCUAUCUGGACCUGGACCUGCCCGAGCAAGUCAUACGAGAGGUGGAGAAUGUCGACAGCUCGGGAGCAAACAGGGUCCUAUCAGAGAGACGAUCAGAACAGCGCCGCCUCCUCACCGUCAUUGGCACCACUGCUGUCAUGGACUCUGACCUGCUCAAACUCAACCAGCUGAAGUACCGCAAGAAGAAGCUUCGUUUUGGACGCAGCCGGAUCCACGAGUGGGGCCUGUUCGCCAUGGAGCCCAUUGCUGCUGAUGAGAUGGUCAUCGAGUAUGUGGGUCAAAACAUCAGACAGAUGGUGGCUGACAAUCGAGAGAAGCGGUACGCACAGCAGGGCAUCGGGAGCAGCUACUUGUUCAGAGUGGACCACGACACAAUUAUAGACGCCACCAAGUGUGGCAACCUGGCACGAUUCAUCAACCACUGCUGCACUCCAAACUGUUACGCCAAGGUUAUCACCAUAGAGUCCCAGAAAAAGAUCGUGAUCUACUCAAAGCAGGCCAUCGCUGUCAACGAAGAAAUCACCUACGACUACAAAUUCCCCCUCGAGGAGAACAAGAUUCCUUGCCUGUGUGGAACGGAGAACUGCCGCGGGACACUGAAUUAGUUUCUCUUCCCUACUUUGCAACGGCCAGCCAAAUACGGUCUCCCCCGGUUCACCCUCCUCAGAGUGUACCCAGAAAACAAAGCGGCUUUCCAAUACCCCCUGCCACUCCAAAAGACCACACAGCUGUCCUCACAAUACCCAGGAAACAGACACACACACUUGCACUUUUCAUGCACAUUUUCAGUCACUUAGCAGUUUUACGAGCCAGUGUGUGUGAGGGGUUUGUGUUACAAGGCAUGUGAAAACUAUGAGGGCGUGGGGGGGUGCUUUGUUUCACCAUUAGCUCUCCUGUGGCAGUAUUGUCGGACUAUUGUUGGCAUGAAAGGUCUCUCAAUUUCCACCCUAGUAUCCGUUUGAAGGAAGUCAAUGAAAACUGAAAAACACUGGUAUUUUAUGUCUACGUCAGCUCACAUAAUCUACAGCCUGGAUCACUUUUCCAGUGUCCAGUCCCUCGCUGCACCCACCAACCCAUCCACACAGGUCCGCACAUAGACGCACAGGAAUAUCAGACAAAUUCAGGGUUUUUAAAAAGCGCUUGUUAAGGGCGCACUUUUAAAGAUGACAAACUUCAAUCAAUUUGGUCUUCAGUUAUGCAAGAUUUCAAGUGUGAAGAUUCUUUUUUUUUUUUUUUUAUUUCAUUUCAUAGUAUUAUAUAUUAAUAUUACUAUUGCUGUUAUUAAUGGUAUUUAGUUGCAUUAGCUGUAAGCAUCUUACAGUGAAAUGAGUUUCUGUAUACCCACCCACUGUCCUUAGUGGCUUGUGUUCACUAGCCCUGUUAUUCCCCUUCUCCACCGUGCAAUUUGCCACAACCCUCUGUUGGGAUGAGAGUCCUUUGAGCUAUUGUUUUUAACCCACCAUGAAAAUAUUUGUCAGUUUGGUUAGCUAAAAGUGUUAAUUUUACAUGGCUGCUGAAUUUUUGUCUGCAGGAUCAGCACAACAGAGAAUUGGCUUGUUUUUUUUUUCCCCCACUUCAAAGCUGUCAACAAGAUGUCUUCUUAGGAUAACUCUGCAAGUGUUUGUUCAAUAGGAUCUCUCAGCCUGUUUGUCUGUUUAGUUUGUCUGUAAACUUCCAUAGUGUUCCUGUAUUUUGUUACAACCAGCAAAUGGCAGAUUCCUAUUUCAACACUUGGCGAACUGCAAGUCCUUCUUUCUUCAGCCGUUAAAACAGAUUAUCAGAAAUCUCCUGCAGGUCCACGUAAAAAUGAUGCGGUCAGUGUUCAACUUAGUCUGUGUGCUGCAAAUGUUUUUAAAAGCCGCAUUUAUUUGAUUAGAUCAGGUCUCUUCAGAGGUUUAGUUUAGUAAAGUUUCUUCUUUUUGUUUUUUUCCUGUUUUGUGGGCCUUUUCCAGAAUGCAUUAGUAUCUAUUUUAUUUGAGUGUGGAGUCACUCACACUCAACAAUCCCUCCCUGAAACAUUUUUCAUUUUAAGGCAAACAAAUGUCCUGCGUACAAUUUGUUGGCAGUGUAGAUGGGUGGAAGGGGAGGUAUAAUAUAUAUAUAAGCCUCAGCAGGUUUGUGAUAUGCUGCAGACAGCAGGAUGUAUAUGGCCCUUGUGUUGUGUUUCUGUUUUUCAUAUGGCUAUGGCCGUCCAAAGUUGAACUUUAAUUCUAAACUUUUAAUUAGCAGAAGACUCUUUAUUUUGUUCCCUCCUAAACAGGAAAAUGUGUAAGAUAUUUUUUGUUGCAAUGAAAGCCUUUCAGUACAAACCAACCCUCUUUACUACAGGAUAAAAAGAUGAAAGGAAAAAAAAAUCAAAGAAGUACAUGUAAAUAUUGUAGAGGUGUUUGUUUCUCGUAGAAACACACUGAUUUCAAGCUGUAAAUAUGUUGUUCCUUUUCCUCUCUCCAUGAGGAGGAAACAUGUACAUACCUUCCAUUCAUUUAUUUUUUAUUGUUUUUCCUUUUAAUUUGAUGAUUAUUUUAAUAUUAUUUGCAAUAUUUCUCUUGUAUUAAUGCGUUGGACCCUUUAUUAAUGGUGCAUUAAAAUAUUUUUUAAAUAAACAAAAUGUU
Molecule: messenger RNA, 9171 nt
Organism: Morone saxatilis (striped sea-bass)
Lineage: Eukaryota; Metazoa; Chordata; Actinopteri; Moronidae
Gene: setd1a
Product: SET domain containing 1A, histone lysine methyltransferase
Cellular component (GO): Set1C/COMPASS complex
Molecular function (GO): histone H3K4 methyltransferase activity; protein binding; RNA binding
Source: RefSeq, a predicted model, not a curated record